This is a messenger RNA of Meleagris gallopavo (turkey), 1697 nucleotides long. NCBI's taxonomy places the organism in Eukaryota, Metazoa, Chordata, Aves, Galliformes, Phasianidae. The record is from RefSeq and is a predicted model, not a curated record.
UUUCCCUUAGGAAACUACUUUGCAAGCCACUUCUUUAUGGGAGGCGAGAAGUUUGACACCCCUCACCCCGAGGGAUACCUUUUUGGUGAGAACAUGGAUCUAAACUUCCUUGGGAAUAGACCUGUUCAGUUCCCAUAUGUGACCCCAGCUCCCCAUGAGCCCGUGAAGACACUGAGAAGCUUGGUGAAUAUCCGCAAGGACUCUCUCCGCCUCGUCAGGUAUAAAGAUGAUGUGGACAGUCCUACUGAGGAGAAUGGGAAGCAGAAAGUCCUGUACAGCCUGGAGUUCACUUUUGAUGCAGAUGCUCGUGUUGCCAUCACAAUCUACUGCCAGGCUACGGAGGAGUUUGUUGGUGGCAUGGCCGUAUACAGCACAAAGAAUCCCUCUCUGCAGUCUGAGACGGUUCAUUACAAGAGAGGGGUAAGCCAGCAAUUCUCCCUGCCUUCUUUCAAGAUUGAUUUCUCAGACUGGAAGGAUGACGAGCUGAACUUUGACUUGGACCGUGGUGUGUUUCCAGUGGUCAUCAGAGCAGUGGUGGAUGAAGGGGAUGUGGUGGUUGAGGUGACAGGCCAUGCCCAUGUUCUUCUGGCUGCAUUUGAAAAGCAUGUCGAUGGCAGUUUCUCCGUGAAGCCAUUAAAACAGAAGCAGAUUGUUGACCGGGUGAGCUACCUGCUUCAGGAGAUCUAUGGCAUUGAAAACAAAAACAACCAAGAGACCAAGCCUUCAGAUGACGAGAACAGCGACAACAGCAAUGAGUGCGUGGUUUGCCUGUCAGACCUCCGGGACACUCUCAUUCUGCCCUGCAGACACCUCUGUCUGUGUAAUUCCUGUGCUGACACCCUGCGCUACCAGGCCAACAACUGCCCCAUCUGCCGGCUGCCCUUCCGUGCCCUGCUGCAGAUUCGAGCUGUGAGAAAAAAGCCAGGGGCUCUGUCACCGGUGUCAUUCAGCCCCGUCCUGGCACAGAGUGUUGACCAUGAUGAGCAUUCUUGUCUCUUUAAAUCCCCUAAAGUGAACACUGUCACCCUGCCCAGCAGGAAACCUAAAAGGAAAACAAGCUCUGACAACAUCCCUCCAGGCUACGAGCCUAUUUCCUUGCUGGAAGCUCUGAAUGGCCUUCGCUCUGUGUCCCCCUCCAUCCCGUCAGCUCCUCUGUAUGAAGAAAUCAACUACUCUGGCAUGGUGGAUGGGAUGCCCCCUGCAAACCGACCGCUUGUUGGGAUGGACAGAGCUGUGGAGAGCGGCCACCAGAAGGGCAAGCGGAGCAAGUCUCCAGAUAGGUCAGCAUGGGGGCAGAGGGGUCUGCUCCUUUGUAAGCCCUGAGGGCUUGUGGCCAUGUGUACUGGGUGCUGAAAGGGAGCUGUGUCUCUGAAUCACUGGUGGCAUUGCUAGCUCAUCCUGUUAGGAGGCCAGCAGGUUCUCAUGGCAGUGAGAGAACUGGGAUACCACCUCUGUGUCCAGCCUGAAGAGACCAGCUUAUGUCUCCUGGGAGUUAGCUUUGACAUCCAAAGGAUUUUUAGUAAGGAAAUUUCACCUAGUCUUUGGGUGGGAAUGUCUUCCUUUUCAAUGCAGCUAGUGCCUCCGCUUGCAUGUGACAUUCAAACCUUGCAGGAUUUCAGCUUUCCACAGAGUUCCCUGGGAACAAAAGAAUGGAGAAGUGACCUGAAUUUCAGAGAACAAAAUGCUGAGAUCCUUUA